Drosophila suzukii is the source of this 451-nucleotide messenger RNA. Its product is annotated as male-specific sperm protein Mst87F. Lineage: Eukaryota; Metazoa; Arthropoda; Insecta; Diptera; Drosophilidae. The record is from RefSeq and is a predicted model, not a curated record.
UUCGUUUUUUAAAAUUCGUUGUGUUAACACCUCUGAAAACAGUUUUUGUCCAACUUUUUUCAGUACAUUAUUUGUUGGUUCUAAGAUCCUGUUUCUGUAAUUAAGCUUAAUCCAGCUCGAGUGGCUUUUUUAGAAGGAAACCAGGAUUUACAGGGACUUUUGGCAAAAGGCUAAAUAACUUUUAAGAAAUCAUCAUGUGCUGCGGACCCUGUGGACCUCGAUGCUGCGAUCCUUGUGGCGGAUGCUACAACUGCUGCGUUGAACUUUGCUGUGUGCCAUGUACUCCAGCCUACAUUCAAUCCACUUGGAUGCCCUGCGGUCCCAGAGGAUGUUGCUAAAUACUAGUUUGCCAAAAGGACGAAAUGAAGUUUAAAACCUGUUCUAUCUCCAACAAGAUUGUAACCUCUUAGGUUCCAACAUGUCUCAAUAAACGAAUUUAAUUGUAAUAGAA